UGUUCCUUGGAAUGUCUCGUUGCUUACAGUUCUCCAUUACUCAUGUUGAUUAUAAACGUAAAGAUCCUGUAUUCUGGAUAGACGUUGAUACAACUAUAACCAAGUUUAAACAAAAGCAGAAAAGAAUACCGAGAUACUACAGCGAACUCCAAAAGCUUCAUAGCCAACUUGUGUCUACACUUAACGACGUCUGGAUACCCGCUUUGCCUGCUUGCCCUAUACCUCGAUUUGAUAAAGGAGGCAAUUUAUUGCCAAGACAAUGGUGGUUAACGAUCAAGCUAUCCAACGAAUCAAAAGAUAUCACAGUCGAACGAUCAGAUCCACCUGAAUACAGAGUACAGCUCUGGAUGAGCAGAAUAGCAAAGCAUGAGCGAGUUCAGCAGAGUGAGGUCUUGCGGGAAUUCGUAGAAAGUGAAGUAGGGUUUAGGCCAACUUUUAAGGUACACAAAUUAAGUAAGCCUUUGUUGACCUAUGUCUCUGAGCAAGAUAUGGACCCUGAAUUUACAUUUUGGACUAACCGGCUAAGUAUCGUUUUACAUCAACUUCAUCAAUGGCUUAUUCAAAAUAACAAGUUUGUUCAAGAGCAUAAAGCCAUGUCAGAUGGUUGGAUAAACUUGUCCUCUUCGUUUGUAUCAUUUGGUGCAAUGGAAGGGAAUCCGGAGUUAUUUAUAUCAUAUAAAUCAUUAGCAAAAGCAUACCAGCAACUAUACGAUAUACAACGCUCACAAGCUUUAGUGAUCUAUGAGACAGUCAUGAGUGAAAUAAGUUGUCAGAUAAAAAAUACAGAAGCUGCGCAGAACGCCAUGCAACGUAGAUUGAUUGCUCUAUCUGAAUAUAUCUCAAGUCGAAAGCACACUGAGUCAUGUCUAAGACAGGUUGAAAGAUUAAAAUCGUCUAUCAACAUUGAUAGAGAGAGAGCCAAUGAAGCGAUCACUUUACUGGAGAAUGCUAAAAUUAAUGAGAGAGGGUCUUUACAACAUUAUGAAAGGAUCGAUGGCCAUCUGAGAGAGGAUAUUGAGUUCAGAUACAAACCAAAUCUAUCCAAGGAUAUAAAGAGGGCCCUAAGGGAAUAUGCGACAGGUCAGCUCUAUUUGGAAAAAAAGAAGCUGAUGAUUUGGCAGGAGAUUUUGAAUGAAAAUAAAGUAAUCGCCCUUUUGUAA
Messenger RNA from Rhizopus microsporus ATCC 52813, 1160 nucleotides. RefSeq lists its product as uncharacterized. Gene Ontology annotation, biological process: intracellular protein transport; retrograde transport, endosome to Golgi. Gene Ontology annotation, cellular component: retromer, tubulation complex; endosome. Lineage: Eukaryota; Fungi; Mucoromycota; Mucoromycetes; Mucorales; Rhizopodaceae. Gene Ontology annotation, molecular function: phosphatidylinositol-3-phosphate binding. The coding region runs from base 12 to 1160 and encodes 382 amino acids. The record is from RefSeq and is a predicted model, not a curated record. The transcript is spliced from 7 exons.